Messenger RNA from Fibroporia radiculosa, 1062 nucleotides. RefSeq lists its product as uncharacterized. The record is from RefSeq and is a predicted model, not a curated record. The transcript has 5 exons. Bases 1 to 1062 code for a protein of 353 amino acids. Lineage: Eukaryota; Fungi; Basidiomycota; Agaricomycetes; Polyporales; Fibroporiaceae. Gene Ontology annotation, molecular function: 4-hydroxy-tetrahydrodipicolinate synthase activity.
AUGGCUGCUGCAGAAAACGGUUUCCACAACGGCACGAACGGCGCAGCACACCCCGUCUCGCGCCCCCUCACCGCAGGCAUCUACGCUCCCAUCCCCACCUUCUUCCUCCCAGAGUCGGAGGAUCUGGACCUCGACUCGCUUCGCACACAUGUUGUCCGCGCAGCCAAGGCCGGUGUCCGUCCCCUCAUCGCGGGCUCCAUGGGCGAGGCCCUCCACCUCACCCACAGCGAGCGGGUUACCAUCAUCAAGGCUGCACGCCAGGCACUUGACGGAGCGGGCCUCGAGCAGAUUCCCAUCAUCGCUGGCACCGGGACGGGCAGUACGCGAGAGACGGUCGAGCUCUGCAAGGAGGCAGCAGCAGCGGGCGCGGACUACACAAUCGUUAUCGCCAGCGGGUACUACGCUGGUGUCUUGGCUGGCAAUAAGAGGGCCUUGAAGGCUUUCUGGACGGAGAUUGCGGAGAAGAGUCCUAUUCCGGUGCUCAUCUACAACUACCCCGGCGCGAGUGGAGGCAUUGACCUCGACUCGGACCUCAUCACAGAGUUGGCGAUCGAGUCCCCCAACCUUGCUGGCGUCAAGCUCACAUGCGGAAAUGUGGGUAAGCUCACCCGAAUCUGCGGAACAGUCUCCGACCCCUCCUUCUCGUCGCUGUAUCCUCGUAAAAACCCCGAUGCGCCUUUCCUCGUAUUGGGAGGUUACGCCGACUUUUUGGUCCCAUCAUCGUAUGCGAACGCACAUGGCGCCAUCACGGGUCUCGGAAACGUCGCGCCUUAUACCCUUGUCAAGCUCUUUGAGCUUUCCCAAGCAGCGCAGAAAGACCCUUCCCUCCUGCCCGAGGCACAGCGGUUGCAGGCAAUCGCUGCAAAUGCUGACUUCACCAUUGCAAAGGCGUCCAUCUCCGGCACUAAAGCCCUCUUAGAGAAGCUGUACGGCUACGGUGGUCUUCCCCGUAAGCCCUUGCCCCCGAUAGAGCCUGGUGUGUUUGAGGCGCUCUGGUUGCACCCGCAUGUCCAGGACAUCGUCAAAGUUGAGCGUGAGCUCAGCGGAAAGAGCAGCCCAUGA